AUGGUUUCUUUCAAGGCUCUUGUUUCGGCUGCUUUCGCCUUUGGCCUUAUCUCGGUCGCCCAGGCUGCUCCCCAGGACGUGGUCAAGCGCGCCUCGCCUUCCAAGCAGGUUUGGAUCACCAGCGCCUCGGACCACUGCAUUAUCCUCCCCAAGUCCAAGCAGACCAUCGGCGACAGUGAGCACCCGGGUGGCAUGCGCUCGUUCUGCACCAAGCCCUACUCGUCGGAGCAGGGCAAGCUGAACUCGGGCUUCUGGACCGAGGUUCACUUCAAGAAGACCAAGAAGUACGCCCAGCUCACUGGUUGCAUCAACCCCAAGGUCCAGAGCACCCUCGUCUCGAACGACGACGGUGGCCAGUACGACUCGAACGGUGGUGACGGUGGCCGCGGCAACCCCGCCGGCUCGGUCUGUCUCGGCUACGCCUCGUACGUCGAGCUUAUCGAGCCCAAGCAGCGCCGCGCCUGCAUCCGCUGCUGCGUCAACGCCGGCGACUGCAACAUCGGCAACGAUGAGGAUGGCUGCGAGCAGGUCAUCAAGGGCCAGUACUGCUAA
Messenger RNA from Malassezia japonica, 552 nucleotides. RefSeq lists its product as uncharacterized. NCBI's taxonomy places the organism in Eukaryota, Fungi, Basidiomycota, Malasseziomycetes, Malasseziales, Malasseziaceae. The record is from RefSeq and is a predicted model, not a curated record. Bases 1 to 552 code for a protein of 183 amino acids. The transcript has 2 exons.